This is a messenger RNA of Caenorhabditis remanei, 1335 nucleotides long. RefSeq lists its product as uncharacterized. Bases 1 to 1335 code for a protein of 444 amino acids. Gene Ontology annotation, cellular component: microtubule; cytoplasm. Gene Ontology annotation, molecular function: GTPase activity; structural constituent of cytoskeleton; GTP binding. Gene Ontology annotation, biological process: microtubule cytoskeleton organization; mitotic cell cycle. The record is from RefSeq and is a predicted model, not a curated record. NCBI's taxonomy places the organism in Eukaryota, Metazoa, Nematoda, Chromadorea, Rhabditida, Rhabditidae. The transcript is spliced from 6 exons.
AUGCGUGAGAUCGUUCAUAUUCAAGCCGGACAAUGUGGUAACCAAAUUGGAGCAAAGUUCUGGGAAGUCAUUUCUGAUGAACAUGGAAUCGAUCCAACCGGAGCAUACAACGGAGAUUCCGAUUUGCAGUUGGAGAGAAUCAACGUUUACUACAAUGAAGCAAGCGGCGGAAAAUACGUCCCACGUGCUUGUCUGGUUGACUUGGAGCCGGGAACCAUGGACUCCGUGAGAGCCGGUCCAUUCGGUCAACUCUUCCGUCCAGACAACUUUGUCUUUGGACAAAGCGGAGCCGGAAACAACUGGGCAAAAGGACAUUACACCGAGGGAGCUGAGCUCGUCGACAACGUUCUUGAUGUUGUCCGUAAGGAGGCUGAAAGCUGUGACUGUCUUCAGGGUUUCCAAAUGACUCACUCGUUGGGAGGAGGUACUGGUUCUGGAAUGGGAACACUUUUGAUCUCCAAAAUCCGUGAGGAAUAUCCGGAUCGUAUCAUGAACACCUUCUCUGUGGUCCCGAGUCCAAAAGUGUCGGACACUGUCGUUGAGCCAUACAACGCCACACUCUCCGUCCAUCAACUUGUUGAAAAUACGGAUGAGACAUUCUGCAUCGACAACGAAGCCUUGUAUGACAUCUGCUUCCGUACCCUCAAGCUUACUACACCGACAUACGGAGAUUUGAAUCAUCUUGUCUCGAUGACGAUGAGUGGGGUCACCACCUGCCUUCGUUUCCCUGGACAGCUGAAUGCCGACUUACGUAAAUUAGCGGUGAACAUGGUUCCAUUCCCACGUCUUCAUUUCUUCAUGCCCGGAUUUGCUCCGCUUACAUCUCGAGGAAGCCAACAAUACAGAUCCCUAACUGUCCCAGAGCUUACCCAGCAAAUGUUCGACGCCAAGAACAUGAUGGCAGCUUGUGAUCCACGUCACGGACGUUAUCUCACUGUCGCAGCAAUGUUCCGUGGAAGAAUGAGUAUGAAGGAGGUCGACGAGCAAAUGCUCAACGUUCAGAACAAGAACUCUUCGUAUUUCGUUGAAUGGAUUCCAAACAACGUAAAGACCGCAGUUUGUGAUAUUCCACCAAGAGGAGUCAAGAUGGCUGCCACCUUUGUUGGAAACUCAACAGCUAUCCAGGAGCUUUUCAAGCGAAUCAGCGAACAAUUCACAGCUAUGUUCCGCCGUAAAGCUUUCCUCCAUUGGUACACUGGAGAAGGUAUGGACGAGAUGGAGUUCACGGAAGCUGAGAGCAACAUGAACGACUUGGUCUCGGAGUAUCAACAAUACCAAGAAGCCACCGCCGACGAUGAGGGAGAAUUCGACGAGCACGACCAGGAUGUGGAAUAA